AUGCUUGUAUUUGGUAGUUACUUAAUUAUUGUGGGCGGCGUUGUCAUGAGCUUUUUUCCUCAUCAUAUCUUAACUAUAUUGAGUUUGAAAGCAGAUAAUGAUACUGUUGUUCGUAUGACUGGUUUACUUGCUGCUAUUCUUGGUGCUAAUGCUGCAUUGUUCAUGUUUUCUAUGGUUAUAACUGGUAUUUCACCUCAGAAUUUACUUCUACUUGCAUUUGGUGAUGCAAUGGCAGCGACUUGGACAUUUGUUGCACUUAGAAAAGAUCAACAAGAAAAUGAAAAUAAACAGAAGAAUUUAAAUAAAAAGAACUAA
This is a messenger RNA of Rotaria sp. Silwood1, 315 nucleotides long. The record is from the annotation of a GenBank genome assembly. NCBI's taxonomy places the organism in Eukaryota, Metazoa, Rotifera, Eurotatoria, Philodinida, Philodinidae.